Bolinopsis microptera is the source of this 1760-nucleotide messenger RNA. Its product is annotated as protein salivary glands marred-like. The coding region runs from base 18 to 629 and encodes 203 amino acids. Gene Ontology annotation, biological process: regulation of apoptotic process. The record is from RefSeq and is a predicted model, not a curated record. NCBI's taxonomy places the organism in Eukaryota, Metazoa, Ctenophora, Tentaculata, Lobata, Bolinopsidae. The transcript is spliced from 4 exons. Gene Ontology annotation, cellular component: cytoplasm.
AAUUCUCAGACUUUGUAAUGGUUGAUGAAAAUGGAGCAAGUUGUGUUAAGUCCCACUCUUUGGGUAUCAGAAUCCAAAAGAAGAUUCUUGGUAAGAUGGCUUCCCGCUCCGUUGCAAGACAUUUUAUCGAUGACGAUGCAGGCAAGAUCCUUGACGCAUUGUACGCUUUCUUGAAGGAGGCCAAGUCAGAGGUCGAGGCAAAAAAACUGAUAAAAUGCAUAAUUAAGAUAAUAAUUAAGCUUGGAAUUCUCUAUUCAAACGAAAAGUUGUCACCAAAUGAGAAGCAACUGCUGAAACAGAUGAUUCGAAACUUUUCUAAACUUAUCAUGACCCUAGUUACGUUUUGGGAGGUGGCGUUUUCGUACGACGAGCAGCACCUGGUAACCCAGCUGAGAGCAGUGGAGAACACGAUAAUCACUAUCAUAACCCCUCAUCUUACCAGUAAAUCAGAGAGAAGAGUCAGGUUCGUGUUUACCACCAUGACAGACAGUGUUCUGCUGGGGACCCUAUUCAGACCUCCUCCUGAAGAUACAACCCGUUUCCACAGCCCUUACCUUGAUGUGCUGGCUCCCAUCCUCAGGGACUAUGUGUUCGGGAAGGAUCCUGAAACCUGCUCCCUCCAACACUAAUAAUACUUAGCCCUGUUUGUUAGAGACGAUCAGAAAGGUUCCCCGUUUCAGUGGUGUUAUCUUGAGACGUCUUCAUCUAUAAGUUAGGACGUGUUUGUAUUUACACUGUAUAGACAGGGGACUGUUAUCAGACACAAUCCUUUUUUUCAAUUUCACGGACUAAAUGUUUAAAGUCCGUGACGUCUUUUGUCUGCUGCCACCACUCUUUGUAACAAAUAUUUGUCAAGAACCAAAUUAAUUGGCUGGAUCCGUAUAAGUGUAGCAGUGUAAACUUGCCCCGACUAAAACGGUACAUAUUAAUAAGAUAUUAUGUCAAUCUAAAUCCUGAUUUAGCAGAAGUUUGUAUAAGCUGGAUUGCCCACAAAAAUUUGCUUCCUCCUAUUUUUUUAAUUCUUACUUCCUAAAAGUUCCGAUAAAUCUGUUAGGACGUGUUUAUAUAAUUUACUGGUUCCAACAAUACAAAGUAAUAAAACAGUAAACAUGAACCGGAAUGAGCUUUUCACACGUUUUUAAAACGGGCUAAAUGGAUUAACUAAUUAUGUAGUUUGUUUUUGAUUUGUUUAUUUGCUGUUUAUAUUAAUCGCACGAGCGAUAUAUUUUUAAAUGUGUAAAAAGAUCUGAUGACCUAUGAAAAUUUAAAUUGAUUGUUUUAAUGUUACGUCUGCCAAAUUAUUCAAUUCUAUAUUAUAACUUACACACAAGUAAUUUAUUAUAAUUUAUUUAUGUAUGUUUAACCAAAUUCUCUGACUCUUGCAUGUUUUUAUUGCUUGCUCUAUUCGUUAAAGUAUGCCUUAUGAUGAUUUUAAAUGAUGAUGCCUAAAAUAGUUGAGAAGUAAUAAUUAUAAUAAUAAUUAUAUCAUGUUAAUAUGAAUAUUGUGAUUUUCCUUCAUUUACACUUGCUUGCAGUUUUCGUCUCUGACUUUUGAGGCGUGAUCACAGGCUCGGUACUCACUUUUCAGAUGACUGCUCUGUCAAGAAUAACCACAUUUUGACGCUCAAUGUUUCUAGCUAAAUGUUUUAUAAUGUUUAAUAAUUUAAUGGAUGUUUAAUAUAAUGUUUUAAUUGUUGACACAUUAUAUCUUAUAAAAUUACAUUUGUAACUAAUUUAUUUCAUGUUUGAUUAAAAUUUUG